This is a messenger RNA of Saxophila tyrrhenica, 1662 nucleotides long. RefSeq lists its product as uncharacterized. NCBI's taxonomy places the organism in Eukaryota, Fungi, Ascomycota, Dothideomycetes, Mycosphaerellales, Extremaceae. The record is from RefSeq and is a predicted model, not a curated record. Bases 1 to 1662 code for a protein of 553 amino acids. Gene Ontology annotation, molecular function: CoA-ligase activity. Gene Ontology annotation, biological process: secondary metabolic process. The transcript has a single exon.
AUGGAGGAGGACACACACGGACCGACAAAUUCGCCAUUCUGCGACCCAACCGGCAAUCUUGCCUUGUGGACGUUGUUCUUCGUGCCGAAUACAAUCAACAAGCCUGUACUUAUCGAUGCUGCGGACCCGGAACGUGCCCUGACGCGAGGCCGUGUAACAGAUCUUGUGGGCAGUUUAGCAGGAGCCUUCGAACCUGAAGUUGCCGUGUGCCUCCAUCUGCCGAACGAUGUGCUGUACCCAGUCCUGAUGCUCAGCAUAUGGGCAAACGGGGGUAUGUGGACCGGAUCGAACAUCGCUUAUACCGAGCAUGAGUUGCGCCAUCAUCUUCUAAUGUCCGGAACAUGUCGCAUCAUCACAAUGCCUGAGCAGCUACCCACGGUGGCAGCGGCGGUGCUUGACGUGUGGCCCGAGGUGGAGGUGAUUAUAUUCAGCGACAUUCUGCGAAAACAAGCCACCCCGGAGGAGCGAGUGGAAGGUUUCAGAUCACUCCAUGAUAUUCAGCGGCCCUUCGAUGAUACCAACGAAUUAGCUGUGGCUUCGGACCUUGAAGGUUAUAUCGCAGCUCUGCAAUCAACUUCGGGUACGGCGGGCCUUCCGAAGGUUUCGAUCCGCACGCACAAAUCCUUGAUGCUGGAGUCCAUGGCCAUUGAGGACAGGGCCAUUGCCAAACCAUACGAAGAAGGUGCUGAGCAGCCAUACGAAAUUCGACGCCUUUUUUGCACACCCAUCUUUCAUGCCUUCUCGACGCCCUUAAUGGCCAUCAACUCAAUCCGAUAUGGCCAUACGACUUACAUCAUGAGAAGGUUUGACGACACUUUUGCUCAGAAAGUGUUUGACUUCCAAAUCACGGAGACAGCUGCGGCACCGCCGAUGCUCAUGAAGCUCUGUGAGCAGAAUGAGUCACAUCAUCUUCUGCAAAGCCUGCGCAAGGUCUGGUCUGGAGGAGCACCGCUGUCCCAGGAUCUGAGAAGCCGUUUUCUCGGAAUCUUCGCCAACCCACUACGAAUCGUGCAGGUCUGGGGCAUGACGGAAGGCGGUUGGUUCACCACAUUCCAACGCUGCGAGGACGAUUCGACUGGGUCUGUCGGCAGGCCGCUAAAGGGUGUCGAGAUCAAGGUUGACCGAAGUAAAGAUGGGUUGCAGCUGCGGGGAGACAAGAAGACAGGAGAACUCUUGGUCCGUAGCGAGCAGCUGAUGGUGGGCUACCUUCGAGAUGAAUCAGCCACCUCAGAUGCCUUUGAUGGAGAUUGGUUGCGGACCGGCGACGUCGGAUAUAUCGAAGACGGCAAGGUCUUUCUGGUCGAUCGCGCGAAAGACCUUAUCAAAGUAAACGGUUGGCAGGUCUCCUCGGCGGAGAUCGAAGGGGUGCUGCUGGAACACGAGGCGGUGAAGGACGUUGCAGCCGUCAGCGCCGGGAGUGGAGUCGAUGAACACCCCUUGGUGGUCAUUGUGCCUCGGUUUCUGCCAUCUCCCGAGAAUAUGGGUUUGGCUCUAUCGAUCAUGCCCUCACUGGAGGAUCUCCUGCGGACCCGUCUUGCCCGCUAUAAGGUGGCGAAGAUCGAGUUCGGGUUUGUCGAGUCCAUCCCUCGAAAUUCGAGCGGAAAGAUCUUGAGGCAAGAGUUGAAGAGUUGGGCGGAGGAGCAGGGACUGUUGGAGCGGUAG